Messenger RNA from Colletotrichum spaethianum, 1890 nucleotides. Its product is annotated as putative exo-1,4-beta-xylosidase bxlB. Gene Ontology annotation, molecular function: xylan 1,4-beta-xylosidase activity; alpha-L-arabinofuranosidase activity. Gene Ontology annotation, biological process: xylan catabolic process; arabinan catabolic process. Bases 1 to 1890 code for a protein of 629 amino acids. Gene Ontology annotation, cellular component: plant-type cell wall. The transcript has a single exon. The record is from RefSeq and is a predicted model, not a curated record. NCBI's taxonomy places the organism in Eukaryota, Fungi, Ascomycota, Sordariomycetes, Glomerellales, Glomerellaceae.
AUGAAUGCCUUCCGGGACCCUCGAUGGGGCAGAGGCCAGGAGACACCUGGUGAAGACAUUCUGGUCGUCUCGAACUACGUCCAGAACUUCAUCGCAGGGUUACAGGGCGAGGACCCGAACGAAAAGAUGAUCAUCGCUACGUGCAAGCAUUUCGCCGCCUACGACAUCGAAACUGCCAGGCGUGCCAACAACUACAACCCUAGCCAGCAGGACCUGCAGGAUUACUUUCUGCCCGCCUUCAGACGCUGUGUUCGAGACAGCAAUGUCGGCAGUGUCAUGUGCUCUUACAACAGUAUGGAUGGAAUCCCAGCAUGCAGUAGUGAGUAUCUAUUGAAGGAGGUUCUCAGAGAUACAUGGGGCUUCACCAAGGAUUAUCAAUAUGUCGUGUCCGAUUGUGCUGCGGUGACGGACGUGUGGCUUCGACACAACUUCACCGACACGGAGCAGGGGGCGGCUUCCAUUUCAUUGAAUGCUGGCACGGAUCUAGAGUGUGGUUCGUCGUAUCUUCGUCUUAACGGCUCCUUGGCCGACAAGCAGGUCACCGAGGAGCGUGUCGGCGAGGCCCUGACGCGCUUGUACAAGGCACUAUUUACCGUCGGGUACUUCGAUGGCAGUGCUCAUAGCUCGAUAGGCUGGUCUGACGUAUCUACGAACGAUGCGCAGCAACUUGCCUACCAGGCUGCCCGCGCAGGAAUGACCCUCCUCAAAAACAACGGUGUUCUUCCGCUCAGCAACGGCAAGUUCAAGUCCGUUGCUCUUGUCGGGCCAUUCGCCAACGCCACUUCGCAGAUGCAAGGAGGUUACCCUGGAACCGCACCUUAUCUUCGAAGCCCUCUUUGGGCAUUCACGGAACAAAACGACUUGGAAGUCAACUAUGCUAUGGGUACCGAAAUCAACAGCACUAGCGACAGCGGCUUCGCAGACGCACUGGCAGCUGCCAAGAAGUCCGAUGUUGUCUUAUAUUGCGGUGGAAUCGACCUAUCCAUCGAGUCUGAGGCAAAUGACCGUGUGGCCAUCACCUGGCCCGGAAACCAACUCGAUCUCAUCAGCCAACUAUCAAAGUUGGACAAGCCUCUUGUCGUUGCCCAAUUUGGCGGCGGACAGGUUGACGACACGGCCCUGGUGGAGAACGAGAACGUGAAUGCCUUGUUCUGGGCGGGAUUGCCAAGCCAGUCCGGAGGCCUGGCUUUGCACGAUCUUGUCGUCGGCAAGGAAUCCUUUGCUGGCAGAUUACCAUCCACACAGUACCCUGCCAGCUAUGCUCAGGAUGUCAGCAUCUUCAACAUCAACCUUCAACCAAACGGGACAUUCCCAGGAAGGACCUACAAGUGGUACACUGGCAAGCCCGUCUUUCCUUUCGGAUACGGCCUGCACUACACAAAAUUCAAGUUUGCCUGGAAGUCAACAUUAGAGCCCAGUUAUGAGAUUUACAGCAUCGUAUCCUCUACAAAACCCGGCGCCAGCGGGAAUGUGACCGAUAUCACGCCGUUUAAAACCAUCACUGCAACCGUUGACAACGUGGGCGAUUUCAAUUCUGACUACGCCGGUCUUCUUUUCCUCUCCAGCAAGAACGCCGGUCCCGAGCCGCGGCCAAAUAAGUCCCUGGUUUCAUACUCCCGGCUGCACAAUAUCACGGCCGGUGGCAGCGCCGAGCUCUCGCUGCGCUUAACCCUCGGCUCGCUUGCUAGGUCUGACACCAAGGGAGAUUUGACAAUCUUCCCUGGCGACUACACGUUGGAACUGGACAAUGACAAGUCUUUGACUUUCAACUUCACGUUGACUGGCGACCCUGUUGUAAUCGACUCUCUACCUGCUCCAAAAGCGAGCUAUGAGUUCGCUGUGCCGGUUCACAUCCAGCCCCCAUCUGACAGGGCAAUGGGUCCGGCCUAA